UAGAAUACCAUGCGAGCGAGUAUAAUCAUCAUUUUGGCUUUUGCCGCCGGAAUGAUCGUAGCGACACCUAGAAAUCGUAAUUAUUCCCAGUUUGUGAUACAUCCUGCGAGACUGCGGGUAAUUCGAGGAUUUAAACCAUCGCGUCUGUCCACCGCUUAUGGUUUCGGAAAAAGGCAAAGUACAGAUGAUCUUUCAAAAAUCAAUAAAAACGAACGGAUUUUAUUUACGCUUCUACGGUAUUUCCCACAAGGAAUAUCCGUAGAAUGGUUACUCCAACAAAUGAAAACAAAUCCAGCCUUCGCUACGAGAGUGACUCGAUUACUAAUGGAUGGACGUACUGAUUUAAUGUCGAUGAUAGAUCGUUCUAAUUCUGAAGGAAGAACUUGGCUGUCGUAAAUAAUUCAAUGAACAAAUGAUGUAUACAAUUUCUAGCUAUAUAAUAUAGUUUAAUAAAUCUGCGACGUUA
Molecule: messenger RNA, 466 nt
Organism: Nomia melanderi (Alkali bee)
Lineage: Eukaryota; Metazoa; Arthropoda; Insecta; Hymenoptera; Halictidae
Product: allatotropin
Source: RefSeq, a predicted model, not a curated record